AUGGCUGUCGGUUUGGCGUCAAACGUGUCGCACAACGCCCUGGACGAAGAGGCGCGGGCCGAAGUCGAUGUCCUCAACUCGCGCCUGGACAAGACGACACAGCUCACCAAAAAAAUCCAGGCAUGCCUCGGUCGACUCGACGCUACGGGCCAGAGCGUGCGCGAGGUUGCCGGGCCAUUGAAUGGAGAGACUCGGCGAUUGCAGGUUCUGGGAACAAAUGUCGACUCUGUGAUUGCCGCAAUCGAUCGCCUACGACAACCAGCAGAUAGCAAAGACGAUGAGGAGCAAAUUAUCCGGGCUGGUCCCGAGAAGGCAGGCCUGUCUGCCUACCUCGGAUCGAUGAAGCGUAUAAACAGGUCGCAUGCCGACAUGCAGGCAUCCAAUUUGCGAGCCAAUCAAAAUACUAUGGCGGAUCUGACGCGUCUAAUCAAGACCGGGAAUACGCAACUCGAAGCGUUCUUCGAGAAGCUGCUUCGUACCGAAACACCGCGGGCCCUCGAGCCGCUGCAUUACAUCACCAAGGACAAGGAGUUCCCGGUCUUGCCUCAGGAGACCAUCACACGGCUUGGCCUGAUAUAUUCACAUCUUGGGAGCAACACUAAGGGAGCGGGAUAUGACUCUCCAAUUGCAAAAAUAUAUGGCGAGAUCCGUGGACCAUACUUAUCAGCGUCUCUGGUCAACCUGGCUGCCGCAAGCGUAAAUACCGCCAAGAAGAAGAACCCCGGAGCCAUCUACAGAUCCGGAACCAAUGGAAUGGGAACAUAUGCACAGGCGAUGGAGGGAAUCUUCGUGGCAGAGUAUGAGAACGUCUGCAGCAUAUUUGGCCGCGAGGAUUGGGGCCCUGUGUUCCAGGCUGCGUGCCAAGCGCCUCUCGCCGAGCUUGCAAGAACCCUGCGCGAACUUAACGCCCAUAUCAAGCAACACCUCACAACUGAUUGCUACCUCGCAUACGAAGUUACAGAAAUUCUUUCCACGCUGUCCGGAAACCUGGAGACCAGAACAGGUGAACUAAAGCCACAGCUGGCAGCCGCUCUCAAGCCCGUGAGAGAAACGGCCAAAUCGUCACUAGCAGAACUUCUCGAAGAUACAAAACGCAAGGUCGGCGGUGUUCAAGCAUUACCCAAUGAUGGCGCCCCCCUCCCAAUCGUUUCAGAGUCGAUGCAGCGUCUUCAAGCUAUGAUGGAGUUCCUGCGUCCUAUAGCUAGUAUAAUGAUUUCACUCGGAGACGGCGGCUGGAAGAACGGUGCUUCUGCUCGUGGCGCGGAUGCGAUCCCCAGCCUUGCAUCAUUCGAUGUCACCGCCGACGGGCAACAGAUCUUUACACACUACUGCUUCGACACGAUAGAGGCGCUCCUCACGGCGCUCGACUCCAAAAUGCGUCUCCUGAUCCGCAGCAAGUCCACGCAGGGCGUCUUCCUCGCCAACAGCGUCGUCAUCAUCGAGCGCUCCAUUGUCACGUCGGAGCUCGCGCCGCUCCUCCAGCCGCGCCUCGACGUGCUCGACCCGUGGCGCAAAAAGGCGACGCUCGCCUACACGGACGUCUGCAAGGACCUGUCCGUCCACCUCUUCGACACGAUCCAUACCUCGCAGCGCGCGCGCCCGCAGUCCGGCGGCCCCAUUGACUCGGCCACGGUCGUCAAGGCCCUCAGCAGCAAGGACAAGGACAAGAUUAAAGAAAAGUUCUCGCAGUUCAACAGCACAUUUGACGACAUGGUGACCAAGCACAAGGCCUACAGUAUGGAGCGCGAGGUGCGCGCCAUGUUUGGCCAGGACAUCCGCCAGAAGCUGCAGCCGCUGUACGACCGCUUCUGGGACCGCUACCACGAGAUUGACAAGGGCAAGGGCAAGUACGUCAAGUACGACAAGAGCUCCAUCGCUGCCGUGUUUGUCAGCCUCGGCGCAUAA
This is a messenger RNA of Akanthomyces muscarius, 1905 nucleotides long. RefSeq lists its product as uncharacterized. Gene Ontology annotation, molecular function: phosphatidylinositol-4,5-bisphosphate binding. Lineage: Eukaryota; Fungi; Ascomycota; Sordariomycetes; Hypocreales; Cordycipitaceae. The record is from RefSeq and is a predicted model, not a curated record. Gene Ontology annotation, biological process: exocytosis. Gene Ontology annotation, cellular component: exocyst. Bases 1 to 1905 code for a protein of 634 amino acids. The transcript is spliced from 2 exons.